AUGACAGAGUUAGACAAAAAGAUACGCAAGAAGCAAGCCCAGAUAUUCGACCAAAAAGAAAACGCUGUUUCACAAGUGAAAGCUUGCAUUUCACUCAGCGAGCUUCAGUCUCCAGAAGACUACGCUUCUUUUUUGAAAGCAAAUAAGCAAGGAAUCAGUGGGUUUAUAAUCGAAGUCACACAAUACUACUUAAACCACGUGAAAAAGGGUCGAGUCAAUGUGCCAGUUAAAGAGGCACUUAACUUGAUAAAACUUAUAAAAACAGUCACACCACUUUAUGAAUUUAAUGAACUCUCCGUCUUUGAUUUAUAUCAAAAGUUUUUGAUCAACUUCUUGAAGAUAGAAAGUCACCCAGAAAUACGAGAGGCCUCUUGUAAUUUGCUUAUCGACUUGGCUUUGUUCUAUGGCGAGCAAGACGAAAUCACAUUCCAAUUCAUCAACACUGUUAAUUUGGGGGCGUUGUAUAUAAAAGCGGAUUUCCCCGUGAAUAAACUGUCGUAUGCAGAAUACGCAUACGUCCCACCAGAAGAAGAUACCAUCGAUCAACCAGCUGUGACCACAAAACUCAUUUCAAAUUUGAUAAAAACGAUCAAAACACCACCAAACAUCGACCAUGUUUUCCACCUAGUCGAGGUGUUACUCUCUUAUGUUUUCCCGGUAUUCGCUGACAACGCACAUUACGUGUAUAAACAACAGCACCCCACGUGCGGCGUUAAGGGAGCGGUUACUCCAAAGAAUGUCGACCAACUUGUCUUGGACUUUUAUAAAGAAUUGGUCACAUCUCCGUCUUACGAAAAGCUUCGGAACCGACCAGCCCAUAUUUUGUUCAUCAAACAUUUCUAUCUCAACGUUCUCCAACUUCCCCCAGACGAAACUACAAAGGGAAUCAUCACUUCGACUAUUUCAUAUUUCUUUGAUAUUGCAAUACAACACCCAUUCAAAUCGCCAAAGUUGGAUGAACUUAUCGGGCUUAAGAAUUUCUUGAUUGAAGACAUCGCCAUUUUCUUCGACGCUCCAUGCGCUUGUGGCAAAAUCAAUGAAGUGAAAGAGUUGGUCGAGAUUAUUAAACUUGAAUUUAUCAAACUCUCAAAUAUCGAACUGACUGAAGAGCUUAAGACUGUGUGUAUUACUGUUGUUUUGAAAUCCAUCGAUUUGUUGGUCAAAAACAACUUCCCCCAAUCAACAAGUUCAUUCGUGGAUUUGAUUUUGGUUCUUUUUGUCAAAUGGGAAAGGUCUCCCGACGACUGGAUCAUGCUCCGAGAGAGAAUGACUCCUUACUUCAGUAACACGAAUGUGACUGACCAAAUAAAGCUCAAGCUGAACCACUGCACGCGACUUGUUUUGAAGGACUUUUAUUCCCCUUUGCUCUUGGAAAACACCGACGAAAUUACAGUUGGUACAAAGAAAGUUGAGCGGUCCACCCACCUCGAAGUUCCAACAGCAAUUUUCGUUGCUCCAAGUUUGGACGACAAAUUUUCAAACUUCUUUCCACAUCUUGCUGGGGAAGAUGCGCUGCAGUUGUGGUAUUACUUCUAUUCUCUAUUCCAAGAUGUCAAUACUCAUCCCGAUGAUCAAUGUUUUGAAUGUGGGAUAAAGAUCCUCUACGAAUUCUUCCUUAUUUUCGUGAAUGCUGAAACAAAAGUCGACAGCUUUGGCACAGAGAUCAACCCCACUCGUCCAAAGUUGGUUGAUGUUUUCGGAAAUAUAUUCUUUGGUGCUUUGAAGCGUAAGACGCAGACCCCAAUCGCCAUGGAAUUGUGUUACCGAGCCAUCUGCAAACUAGUGAAUCGUCCAUACGUUCGCUUCACAGACGAUCUCUAUGAUUUGUUUUACGACACUGUCUUGAGUGGUCUUAAUUCGUAUGGUUUAAUCCUCCUUGAGGAGUUGUAUGAUAUAUUUCCGAAUCAAGUUCCCGGCUGGCCUGCGCUUAUCUAUCCUUUCGUUCGGCAACUUCUCAAUCUGAAACUCGUGAAAAAUCAGAAAAGUGAGAAUCCAAACCGAGACAUUCAAAUAGUUUCUUUACUAAACAGUAUGGUUCCUCUCCAAGAAGAUUACCCGAAAGUGUUUGUCAUGUUGUCACAAUCUGAGAAACUCAACUCGUCAUUCACUCAAUCUCUCACAGAGUGCUAUCGUAAUUUAAUGGCAAACUUAUCUGGCAUUUCAGUCAACAUUGCGUUGAUCUAUGGACUGGCCACCCAUGCAAUCUAUGCGAGGCGUGCCGAUCCCAAGAACGUCUUAUCGCCGAUCGUUAAAGUGAUUUCAAAGUUUAUUCGUGAACCGAACGAGGAGUUAUAUAGACCCGCUGCUGAAGUUAUCGGAGAGUUAGUCUCGUUCUCUCAGUACUUCACUGUAGAAGAUGUCAGAGCAAUAUUUGAAGAGCUUUUAAAUGUCAUCAAUGAUAAGGCGACAAAAUCAGAGGCAAUUGCCUGUGCGUUCACAUCAAUGAUAGACUGGGCCUUUGCGCCGUCGUGUAUCUUCUCGAAGGCACUCACUGCGGAUCUCACUGUGAGGGUACUCAACGCGAUAUCGUAUGCUAUGGCAUUGCCAAAAAGUCAACAACCGACAGACCCCAAUGUCAAAUAUCGGGCGUCUGCUCCCGAGUGCGCAGAAGUGUUUUUACAAACGAUUUUAAAUGCCUUUGGAUAUGUGCCGAACGACAAAGGCAGCGACAAAUUCUUCUCGACGCACAUGGAAGAAGGGGAAAUCACGUGGUGGGCGUUUGGGAAUACGUUGCUCUCUAUUGAAAAGGGGACGGACGGAGAUUUUUGUAAUUUGACCGUGCGGAAUGCGGUGGGGAAAACGUUGUGGGGGGUACGAGCAAAUUAUUUGUUGGAGGAACUUGGUAUUGUAAAGGAGAAACCAAAAGGCGUACUUCGCGUGAAAGACAUAUCGAAGAGAGUUGAAAUGAAAUAUCCCGAUGUGGUGGUCCAAGAGAAAAAGAAGAACGAACUGAAGAGUCUUAUGGAUGAUUUGGAAAAGGAAGACGCGGAGAUGCUAGACUGGGGAAUGCCCAAUGGCGUGAAUAGAACUGAUUUCCAGAAUGACUUGAAACACGUCAAAGAAGCAAUGGACAAUGUCGAGAUGCAAGCAAAGAAGUUGGGUGUGGUUUCUGCUCUUACAAGUCGCUAUCUUAUCGAGGACAACAGUGAAGAAAUUGAUCCAUCGAAAUUCCUCAUCCAUGCACUGCUGUGUCAGACACAAUUUAUUGACCCGAUGCCAUUAACAAAGACUCUUCUUGUGCCAAUUAAUCCCAACGAGAAAUUCAAAAUACUGUUGGGUAACUUGGACAAGAGUUGUGUGAGACCGUUCCACAAGGUCGGGUUGAUUUAUGUGAAAAAGGGACAAAGUGACCAGUUUGAUAUAUUGAUGAAUGAGACGGGUUCGAAGGAAUAUGUUGAGUUUUGUAAUGGAAUGGGAUGGACGCUUGACAUCAAAUCACAUAACGGAUUUUUGGGGGGACUUGAUAAAGGAUAUUUGUCAACGGGUGAGAUCAUUCGGUACUAUGCCGAUUCGACAAAGGAAGUAAUCUUCCAUGAUGUUGUAUUAAUUCCAACACAAAAGGAUGAUUCACAGCAACUGACAAAGAAGAGACACGUUGGAAAUGAUUAUGUUCACAUCGUUUGGAAUGAAUCUGGAGAGUAUUCACCACACACAAUUACGAGCCAGUUCAACGCUGCACAUAUUGUAAUCACACCACUCGGCAACGGACUCCACAAAAUCAGAAUUUGGAGAAAACAAAACGUUCGACAAUUUGGGCCGUUGAUGGACGGAAUGAUUGUCGGCAAAGAGUUGCUCCCAGCACUUGUAAGAGAAACUGCCGUCAAUGCCAACUACUGCUGUUCACUCAACAUUUCGUCCGACGACUACUUGAAACCGUACUUGAGAAGAACAACACUCAUCAAGGAGAUAGUGGAAAAGAACGACUGCUUCCCAGUGCCGACGUUCUUUAACACACUGAGCGUUGUAACAAACCCACAGUCACUUACCAACUUUGCCAUCAAAAAAUAA
Molecule: messenger RNA, 4008 nt
Organism: Entamoeba invadens IP1
Lineage: Eukaryota; Evosea; Mastigamoebida; Endamoebidae
Product: tuberin, putative
Exons: 2
Coding region: 1-4008 (1335 amino acids)
Biological process (GO): regulation of small GTPase mediated signal transduction; positive regulation of GTPase activity
Cellular component (GO): nucleus; cytoplasm
Molecular function (GO): GTPase activator activity
Source: RefSeq, a predicted model, not a curated record